AGGCCGCGUUUUUGAGCAUGCGCAGAGCUCCACUUGGUGGGCUUUGAAAAGAGCGUUUUCAAGUUACAGCCGGUCAGAGCAAGCCGAGUGCAAAAGGGGGUGUGUUGGAUGACUGCGAAGGUAGCCUUUCUUUCCGUCCUUUGAUUUGUGGAGCUAAUCUCCCACAGGAGUGAAGAUACAACGUGCUGGCAACCACCAUGCUACCCAAGAGCAGGUUAGGGAAGCGCUCUCCUCUGGGAGCUUUGGUCUGCAGCUCUUCUGCAGACAGUCUGGUGGAUGUGGGAGCAAAUGGAGACCAUGAUGGGGGUCCAAUGAUCUCUGGGUUUGGAACAGGGGUGCAUGGCCUUCAAAGGGUCAAGCUUUAUCCAGGGCAGAGGGUGUUUGUGCAUUGUGGCGGUCAAGAGUGCGGAGGUGUUGUGGAGCAGCACAACCAUGUGGACAACGAGGUGUCUAUCUUUGUACCACAGCUCAAUCAGCAUGUCCACCGGAAACUGGAGGACGUGUGGAUGACCCCCACAGCCAGCCCCCCUCACUCCGUCUCUUCCUCAAUUGAUGUGCCAAAGAGGAACCAUCAAACUGUGGACAUGGAUGAAAUCAUGGCUGCUAUGGUCCUCACCAGCCUUUCCUGCAGCCCAAUGAUCCAAAGCCCCAUUCAGGGGGAAUUGGCACCAGCUUCUGGUGGGAUAGAUUGUGGAAGUAGUGAAGUGUCUGAUGGUGGUUACUGGAGCACUGACCAUGGAAACAAUAGCCCCGCCCCUUCUCCACCUAUUGCAGAGUCGGAUAAGGCCCUGGGCCCUCCAGUAGAUGAGGGACUGGACAUGGAGAUGGAAAAUGUGCUGUUUGAUGAACCAGCACCAAGGAAACGCAAGAACUCAAUGAAGGUGGCAUACAGGUGCCUGUGGCCAAACUGCGGCAAAAUACUGACUUCCAUUGUGGGCAUCAAACGGCAUGUUCGCACGCUUCAUCUGAGCAGGCAAAAUGGCGAACAGGAGCACUCGCAAAGGGAAGAAGACUUCUACUACACCGAGAUCUACCAGGACGUGGAGCAGAACGCAGUUCCAGCUGCCUGUGGUGCACCACGCUCUCUCUGUGGUUCUCCUUCCAGCCCCACCCAGCUGAGAUCUUCUCCUCCUGCACCAGACAGUCACCAGCCCAGCCCGCUCAGCCAGUCUGCGCCUGGCAGCUUCUGGCAGGUCCACUCUGAACACUCAUACCAGGCUCCCCCACCAGUCCAGUUAACUCAGUGCAAACCAGUGCCUGUGCCUGCCACCUCUCGCUGGACUCCUCCCCUCACUGGGCACCAGAGCAAACAGGGAACAUCAUUCCGGUGCCGCUCCGUCAGCGUAGGAGAGCAGUGGCUCCAGAACCACAGUGCCCCUGCCGGUGUCUCACCGCCCAGAAGCCACUGCGUCACACGAAGGAUUCGAGGGGAAGCUAAGAAGUGUCGGAAGGUGUACGGCAUCGAGCACCGGGACCAGUGGUGCACGGCCUGCCGCUGGAAAAAAGCCUGCCAGAGGUUUUCGGACUGAAGCUGUGCUGAGCUUGAGGCGGCGCACCGACCUACAGUGAGAAUGUUCCCACAGCAUAGACUGGCAUGUUUAAACAGUGGAACUUUUGCUGGAGGCCAACCAGAUAAGCACCUUUUUAUAAUUUUUUACUUUUUGUAAGAACUUUUACGGCAAGGUGCUUUGCGUUCUCUCGGCGUGUGAAGAAAUUUCAUCGGCGAUGGCAGUUACACUGCGGAGAGAGCUUCUUCUGCCUCCACAUCUCCCUCGGUCUUCCUGGGUCAUUCAUCAAUAUGAAGUGUGACCUUUUAUUUUUGGUUUAUUCUAUUUUGUUUUUAAUUUUGCAGCUGGUGCUGAUUUUCAAGAAACAAUAGCCAUAUUUUUGGUAAAGUUUAUUCCAGACACUCCAGAUGACUGGCCCAAAAAGCUCCUGACGUUUACCACCCACGGAGGAGAAAUGAGAGACUGUCAUUCCAGAAAACUUGAUUUGGUUGUUGCUCUGAGAUUAGAGAGAGACAUGCUUUAUGGAAGAUUUCUUUUAAGGGGAGACAAACGGCAGCUUAACGAUGAAAGUUAUUAUGUAAAUGCUUUAAAAGCAUACAGUCCUUUAUGUUUAUGUAUGCCAUGUAUACCGGCAAACAUACUGUUAUGUAGGUUUUUUUGUCAUGAAUACUUUGGAAAAAGGAUAAAGAUUUUUUUUUGGAAUUAGUUUUCAAAGCUAUGACUACAUAAAGUGCGCAUCAUGUCUCAACCAAUGUAUUUCAAUAUCGUGUCUUGCUUUUGUGUUCCUUUUCCUUUUUUCCGUUCUUUUUUUGUGAAAACCAAGUGUCUAACACAAGAUAUCAUUCAGACAUUCAUGCAAUCAUUUGAAAUUCAGUUUGAAAAGAAGGUUCACAGCUUUUAUCAGCCGUAUUGCAGCCCAACUAAAGCCAUGAAUGUUUGUGCACACCAGAAAGUUACAGGUAUGGAUGAUUUUACGCUUCUUUUCAAACUGAAUGCUUGUUUUCCUUCAUGUUUUAAACGGUGUCUCUGAGCACUCGCUUAUUAUCAGUAUAUUAGUUUGUACAUCUAUCCUAGUAGCACAUCAUAGGAUCUCAUCAGAGACAUUUCUUUUAACCAGGCCAUGGAAUAAGCUAGAAUAAGUACCACAGCAAAAUAAUGCAUCCAUAAUUAAUUGAUUAGCUGAGCCUCUUAAUGUUGGGUCCAAAUAUUUGAUGUGUCUUUGUAAGCUUUUCCAGAUCUUCGUCAUGUAGUUGUAACGUGUCGAUUUGUUUCUAGUAAGCCAUUAGAUUUCAGGGGCGUAUUUGGCUUGUAUAAUUUCCGAAAGCACCGGACAUGACGGAGCCCCAAAGCACUGACCUUACGGAACUCACUGUGUGACACUGAUGAUCUGUCAAAGGAGGAAUAUUUGAACAUUCAAGCAAUUAAUCAAAGAAACUGGCUCACGGAAGGUGAGAGGCAUUCAUAUGAGGUGAUGAACAGCUCUCUUGUACAUGUACUUGUACAGUAUUUUCAGCUGCAUGAAUUUACUCUGGAAUUUAAGAUGGAUUCACUGCAUUCUUGUUGCCUCCGAAACCCUGUUUUGCAUACCGUUUGAAAUAUGAAUGUCAUUUUGAUGUUUUAAUACACUUUCUAUGUAAGUCAAAACA
This is a messenger RNA of Pygocentrus nattereri (red-bellied piranha), 3154 nucleotides long. RefSeq names its product zinc finger protein 395a (gene znf395a). NCBI's taxonomy places the organism in Eukaryota, Metazoa, Chordata, Actinopteri, Characiformes, Serrasalmidae. Gene Ontology annotation, biological process: regulation of transcription by RNA polymerase II. The record is from RefSeq and is a predicted model, not a curated record. The transcript has 10 exons. Gene Ontology annotation, cellular component: nucleus. Bases 198 to 1529 code for a protein of 443 amino acids. Gene Ontology annotation, molecular function: DNA-binding transcription factor activity; RNA polymerase II cis-regulatory region sequence-specific DNA binding.